Molecule: messenger RNA, 945 nt
Organism: Penicillium diatomitis
Lineage: Eukaryota; Fungi; Ascomycota; Eurotiomycetes; Eurotiales; Aspergillaceae
Product: NAD(P)-dependent oxidoreductase
Exons: 2
Coding region: 1-945 (314 amino acids)
Molecular function (GO): NAD binding; oxidoreductase activity, acting on the CH-OH group of donors, NAD or NADP as acceptor; NADP binding
Source: RefSeq, a predicted model, not a curated record
AUGUCAGGGACCUGUGUAACGUGGAUUGGCCUGGGUAACAUUGGACGGGGCAUGAGCAGUAACAUUGCCAAAAAAGGCCCCCAGACCCAAUUGAUCCUGUAUAAUCGAACGAGCUCGCGAGCCGUCACCCACGCCGAGAACAUCGGCAGCAACAAUGUGACCGUCGCCCAGUCUCUCUCCGAGGCGGUCGCCGCCUCGGACCUAAUCUUCGCCUGCGUUGGCGACGACGCCGCUAUCGAGGCCAUUGCGGAAGAGAUCCUCUCUGAUAAGAAUGCUGAUCUGUCCGGUAAGACCUUUGUGGACUGCUCGACGGUGCACCCGGACACUUCGCGCCGUCUGGAAGCUUCUUUCACAGCCCGCGGAGCCGGCUUCGUCGCAUGUCCGGUCUUUGGAGCGCCUAUCAUGGCCGACGCCGGACAGAUGAUCGUCGUGCCGGCGGGUAAACAAGCCUCCAUCGCCAAAGCGACGCCCUUUUUCGAGGGCGUCACCGCCAAAGCGACCAUCGAUCUGUCCGACGGAAGCGGCACAGACGUUGAUGUCAGCCGUGCCUCGACCUUCAAAGUCCUCGGAAACUCCUUCAUUCUCAACACGGUCGGUGUCCUUGCCGAGUCGCUGACUGCCGCCGACGCAACUGGGCUAGGCACCGGGCCGUUCCGCCAGUGGUUGGAGUUAUUCAAUCCGGGGCCCUUUGUCAAGUACGCAGAUCGAAUGAUCAGUGGGGAUUAUUAUCAGCGGGAGGAACCGCUGUUCGCGGUGGAUUUGGCCCGCAAGGAUUUACGCCAUGCGGCGAGUUUGGCGAAGGAGGGGGGGCAGCGGAUGCGGAAUGGAGAGGUGAUGGAUGGGUUGUUGCAGGGAGUGAAGGCUGAGAAGGGGGAGAAGGGGGACAUUGCGGCUGUGUAUGGCGCGGCUAGGAAAGCCGCUGGUUUGAAGUUUGAGAAUAACUGA